This is a messenger RNA of Tetrahymena thermophila SB210, 588 nucleotides long. RefSeq names its product translation initiation factor eIF-5A family protein. Gene Ontology annotation, biological process: positive regulation of MHC class II biosynthetic process; positive regulation of MHC class I biosynthetic process; inflammatory response. The transcript has 7 exons. The record is from RefSeq and is a predicted model, not a curated record. NCBI's taxonomy places the organism in Eukaryota, Ciliophora, Oligohymenophorea, Hymenostomatida, Tetrahymenidae. Gene Ontology annotation, molecular function: protein binding.
AUGGAAAAUAACUAAAAAAAAAGUGAGUAAUAGAAUAACACUUAAAAUAUUCUAUAAGAUUUAAUGAAAUCUAACUUGAAAGCUCAAACUCAUAUUGACUUACAGUUAAAGUAAAAUCAAAUUGGGAAUGAUGGAGCUUCUACUAUUGGUACAGCACUUGGUAACUGCAAAUUGCUAACUAAUCUUAUAUUUUACAUUGGUGCAAAUUAAAUUGGAGAUAAUGGAGCAUAAAAUAUUGGAUUAGGUUUGAGUAAGUGUACUUAACUUACAAAUUUAGAAUUAACAUUAGGGUAAAAUCAAAUUGGGAAUGAUGGAGCUUCUACUAUUGGUACAGCACUUGGUAACUGCAAAUUGCUAACUAAUCUUAUAUUUUACAUUGAUGCAAAUUAAAUUGGAGAUAAUGGAGCAUAAAAUAUUGGAUUAGGUUUGAGUAAGUGUACUUAACUUAGAAAUUUAGAAUUAGCAUUAGUGUAAAAUCAAAUUGGGAAUGAUGGAGCUUCUACUAUUGGUACAGCACUUGGUAACUGCAAAUUGCUAACUAAUCUCAUAUUUUACAUUGAGUAAAAUAAUUUUUUAUUUAUUUAUUGA